Scleropages formosus (Asian bonytongue) is the source of this 3492-nucleotide messenger RNA. Its product is annotated as rho GTPase-activating protein 26-like. Lineage: Eukaryota; Metazoa; Chordata; Actinopteri; Osteoglossiformes; Osteoglossidae. The coding region runs from base 303 to 2636 and encodes 777 amino acids. Gene Ontology annotation, biological process: signal transduction. Gene Ontology annotation, molecular function: protein binding; GTPase activator activity. The record is from RefSeq and is a predicted model, not a curated record. The transcript has 24 exons. Gene Ontology annotation, cellular component: cytoplasm.
UCGGCUGUUUUGUCAGCCUGCGCGUUUUCUUUCAUUGUGACAUUGUCGCCGGGGGAGCGCGCGCCCGCUCGCCCGCCCCCUCGCGCGUUCACGCUGCAUCAGUGACAGCGAGCCGUUCUGCAGAAAUGGCGUAGGAGCGCGCGCUUGGAGCUGCUCUCACAUGCAGUCGGGUGGCUGUGGCACAUCGUGACAAACAAUAUAGACGUUUUAAAUUAAUCGGGACUUUAAUAUUUAUUAGGCUCCGUCGUUGCGUCUCCUAUUUUGCCUGCUGGAUCUGCGCCGGCCGUUCGCUGCGAGAGACGAUGGGUUUGCCCGCCCUGGAGUUCAGCGACUGCUACUUGGACAGCCCGCAGUUCCGAGAGAGGCUCAAGUCCCACGAGCUGGAGCUGGAGAAAACCAACAAGUUCAUCAAGGAGCUCAUCAAAGAUGGCAAGACGCUCAUCCAGGCGCUCAGAAGUCUCUCCACUGCGAAGCGGAAGUUCGCCGAGUCCCUCAAUCAGUUCAAGUUCCAGUGCAUUGGAGAUGCAGAAACAGAUGAUGAAAUGUGCAUCGCGAAGUCCCUGCAGGAAUUCGCUGCUGUUCUGAAGAACAUGGAAGACGAGAGGUCGAGGAUGGUUGAAAAUGCGAGCGAGGUUCUGAUCACACCGCUGGAAAAGUUCCGGAAAGAGCAGAUCGGUGCAGCCAAGGAGGCCAAAAAGAAAUACGACAAAGAGACCGAGAAGUACUGCGGGUUUCUGGAAAAGCACCUGAGUCUGUCGUCGAAGAAGAAAGAGUCUCAGCUGAUUGAGGCCGAUUCCCAGGUGGACCAGGUGCGGCAGCACUUCUACGAGGUCUCCCUGGAGUACGUCUUCAAAGUGCAGGAGGUGCAGGAGCGCAAGAUGUUUGAGUUCGUGGAGCCGUUGCUGGCGUUCCUUCAAGGACUCUUCACUUAUUACCACCACGGCUAUGACUUGGCCAAGGACUUCAGCCACUUCAAGACCAAUCUCACAAUCAGCAUUCAGAAUACGAGGAACCGCUUCGAGAGCACGCGAGCGGAGGUGGAGAGCCUCAUGGAGAAGAUGAAGGAGAACCCGCAUGAGCACAAGAACGUCAGCCCCCACACCAUGGAGGGGUACCUGUUUGUGCAGGAGAAGCGUUCCUUCGUGUCCACUUGGGUCAAGUACUAUUGCACCUACCAGCGGGAGUCCAGGCGGGUCACCAUGGUGCCCUUUGACCAGAAGUCUGGAGGCAAAGCUGGAGAGGAGGAUGUUUUCACGCUCAAGUCCUGCACGCGGAGGAAGACGGAGUCCAUCGAGAAGAGGUUCUGCCUCGACCUUGAGGCAGUUGAUCGGUCCGGGGUGAUCACCAUGCAGGCCUUGUCGGAGGAGGACCGGAGGUUGUGGAUGGAGGCCAUGGAUGGACGGGAGCCGGUCUAUAACUCAAACAAGGACAGCCAGACUGAUGGAAUGGCUCAGCUGGAUGUCAUAGGCUUCAACAUCAUCAAGAAGUUCAUCCAUGCCGUAGAAACCAGAGGAAUUGACGAGCAGGGCCUCUACAGAAUCGUGGGAGUCAAUUCCAGGGUGCAGAAACUAUUGAGCCUUGCCAUGGAUCCAAAAACAUGUGCAGAUGUUGAGCUGGACAAUUCCGAGUGGGAAAUCAAGACCAUCACCAGCGCGCUCAAGUACUAUCUCAGAAUGCUGCCCACCCCACUCAUGACCUACCAGUUACAGCGCAACUUCAUCCAAGCAGCGAAGCUGGACAACCCUGAGGCCCGCAUCCUGGAGGUCCAGAGCCUCGUGCAUCGCCUGCCAGAGAAGAACCGCCAAAUGCUGGAGCUGCUCAUGAAGCACUUGGCUAACGUGGCAAGUCACCAUCAGGAGAACCUGAUGACAGUGGCUAACCUGGGCGUGGUCUUCGGCCCUACCCUGCUGCGCCCCCAGGAGGAGACGGUGGCCGCCAUCAUGGACAUCAAGUUCCAGAAUGUCGUGGUUGAAAUCCUCAUCGAGAACCACGAAAGGAUUUUCAAUGAGUUACCCGUACCUGGAGAGGGGCAGCAAAACCCCAGCCUACCUUGGAAGAGGAGCGCAGAGAAUAAGACCCCCUCCUGCAGCGAAAGGCCCCUCACCCUCUUCCACAUGCCUCAGUCUACUGAAAAAGAGAGGAAGAACAGCAGUGCUCAGGACUCCUGCGACGACUCCUCCCUGCCCCAGACCUCAAGCCACGUCGGCAACGUGACCAUCAACGAGACCAUCAACGAGACCCCGGACACGGAGGGGCUUCCGCCGGGGAAGCAAGCGCGACCCAGUUCGCUGCUGACCCCUAAGGAUCAUUCCAGUGACCCAGCAAGUGCCCCAUCUCACGGUGCUGCAUCUUCGCCCAGCUUCAUUUCCCCACGGUCACCUUCCUGGCCCAUGUUCUCUGCCCCCUCCAGCCCCCAGGUGGACUCCUGCACCUCCAGUGACCCCUCCUCAGUGAGUUCCAGCGGACGGAAGGCGCGGGCGCUCUACGCCUGCAAGGCGGAACAUGAGUCGGAGCUCUCCUUCAGCACAGGCGCCAUGUUUGAAAACGUGCAUCCAUCACGGGAACCCGGCUGGCUGGAGGGAAGUCUGGAUGGCCGAACAGGGUUGAUCCCAGAGAACUACGUUGAAUUCUUAUAGCUCUUCCGUACCUUCAUGUGAGAAGCAGCUUUGAAAAACCUCCCCGGCAGGAAAGCCAGGCAUCCGGGAGCCAUGGAAUGGACGUGUGUGUGUGUGUGUGUGUGUGUACUGCAAUUGGAGGAAGAAGAGCUCAUGGUGUUUGAGGUCCCAGUUCUUCCACUCAGGCCUUUGAGUCCACAUCAGCUGAGCUUCCGAACAGCUGGUACGAAAGGCAUAAAAAGAACAUUUGUUACACAGACACUCACUUUAGAUAGAUUUUCAGCACAUGGUCAAGUACAAAUACACUGUCCCCCCUGAACAGGACUCCCACUUUCCCACUGCCACAGAUUAUUAAUUAUAAUUAUUACUGUUAUUGUCUAAGAAGGUAGACAAGCUACUGAUUGGUAUCCCUGAACAGCCAAGUGAAAAAGGACAUCCCUGCAAUUAAACAUCAAAUUUGAAACGUCGAUGUGCACUGGUAGGGGUGGAAAAGUAUUUAUUGUAAAUCUCUAACUUCAUGUGAAUUAAAUUGUGUUUUUGGUGAAAAGUGAGUAACUACUUGAUGAAGGCAUUAAAUUUUUCCCCAUGUAUGUCAAUGGAAGCAGGAUUUUCCCGUACGGAUUGCAUCAGUAGGAUUUGCGUAAUGGGGAUGGGUGUGUUUUACCAUGCUGUGUUAACUUGGGGUGCCUCCGUUUACUCCCUUGCUCUGCCCCCUGCCCCUCCAACAUCGGACGGGCGCUAGUAGGAAGGAGGGGGCUUUUCUACUCGUCUUAAGAUGACAGUGUUUAGGCAGAAAAGAUCGAACAGGACCUCCGUUUACACAUCACCUGAGCUUUGUAAUUUUUUUUCUUGUUUGUAAUUACUUUUGUUUGCUAAA